AUGUCCAAUCUUCAUGACAACACACCCGCUCUUACAUCUCUCGACCCAGUCACACCCUCGCCACCCUUACUUCCAGAAGCCAGACCCACCUCCACCCUCCUCACCACCCUCCGCGCCCACCAAACCAUGCUCACAGACCUCUACAUCGCACAAAACAAUGCCUACAUCGCAGCCUACACGGCAUUCGAGACACAAUACGCAGCAGCAACUGGGACUACUUUCAUAGAGAUGCAGGAGGCCAUUGCGAAGCUGUUAGAGCAGCAGAAGGAGGUUAUGUCAUUCCAAACCUUGCUCUGGAGUUUUCAGAUGUUUGUUGCUGGUCUGGAGAGCGGCGAGAAGCAUGAUCUGGACGAGGGGCAAGCGCGUGGACAGGAGGGUUUCGGUAGUGGAGGAGCGAGGGGCUUCGAUGGUAUGUGGCGCUGA
This is a messenger RNA of Alternaria hordeiaustralica, 423 nucleotides long. RefSeq lists its product as uncharacterized. NCBI's taxonomy places the organism in Eukaryota, Fungi, Ascomycota, Dothideomycetes, Pleosporales, Pleosporaceae. The coding region runs from base 1 to 423 and encodes 140 amino acids. The record is from RefSeq and is a predicted model, not a curated record. The transcript has a single exon.